AUGUCAGAUGAUAACGCAAACAAUACUAAAGAAAUAAGAAAAGAUACAAAUGUACCUACAGAUAUUAACAUUGACACAGAAUUGAACAUGUCAGAUUCUAAUAGAAGCAAGAUAAAUGAUUUGCCAUUAAAUAGAACAACAGAUGAUAAGCUUAAUAUCAAAGAUAUGUGCCUAAUGAACAAAGGAUCCCACGAUAAUGGACAAUGUAGCACAUUAGAUAUAAUUUGUGAUAAACCUGAUCCAACUGCUAUUAAAAAAAUAAGAGGAGAUACAAAUAUAUCUGCAAAUACUAGUAUUGUUGACAGAGAAUGUAAUAUAUUAGAUUGCAAUAUUAAUAAAAUAAAUGAUUUAUUAUUAAAUAGUGUUACAACAAGUAAUACAUUUAAUAUCAAAGAUAUGUGCAUAAUGAACAAAAGAUCCCACGAUAAUGGACAAUGUAGUACAACAGAUAUAAUUUGUAAUAAGUCUGAUCCAAAUGCUAUUAAAGAAAUACAAAAAGGAGAUACAAAUAUAUCUGCAGAUACUAGUAUUGACAGAGAAUGUAAUAUAUCAGAUUGCAAUACUAAUAAGAUAAAUG
Molecule: messenger RNA, 577 nt
Organism: Wasmannia auropunctata (little fire ant)
Lineage: Eukaryota; Metazoa; Arthropoda; Insecta; Hymenoptera; Formicidae
Exons: 3
Source: RefSeq, a predicted model, not a curated record